CAUGGGAAACACACUCGUGCUAUGUUUUCUCGUAGUACUGAGGGUCGUUCAGAGUCUAUUUUUUCAUCAUUUCAUUCUGAUAUUUGGGGUCCUAGUAGAGUCACCUUAGGAUUUCGUUAUUUUGUUAGUUUCAUUGAUGAUUACUCAAGAUGUACUUGGGUUUUUUUAAUGAAAGAUCGUUCUGAGUUAUUUUCUAUUUUCAAAAGUUUCUUUGCUGAAAUACAAAAUCAGUUUGGGGUUUCUAUUCGUACUUUUCAUAGUGAUAAUGCCUUAGAAUACUUAUCCUCUCAAUUUCGGGAGUUUAUGACUUACCAAGGCAUUAUUCACCAGACUACUUGUCCAUACACCUCUCAACAAAACGGUGUAGCUCAAAGAAAAAAUCGACAUCUUAUUGAGACCGCUCGUACUCUUCUCCUUGAAUCCAAUGUUCCGCUGCAUUUUUGGGGAGAUGCAGUUCUUACGUCUUGUGAAAUAAAAUGUCUUCUUCUUCUAUUCAGAAUCAGGUUCCACAUUCCAUACUGUUUCCUCAGUCACAUCUCUAUCCAAUCCCCCCUCGUGUUUUUGGGAGCACAUGCUUUGUUCAUUACUUAGCCCUUAGUCCCAGGAAAAGAUAAAUUAGCUCCUCGUGCCCUCAAAUGUGUCUUUCUUGGCUACUCUCGAGUCCAAAAAGGGUAUCAAUGUUAUUCACACGAUCUUCAUCGAUACCUUAUGUCCGUUGAUGUUACCUUUUUUGAGUCUAAGCCUUACUAUACAUCUUCUGAUCAUCCUGAUGCAUCUAUGGUCUUACCCAUGCCUCAAGUUUUACUUGUGCCAACCUUUGAGGAAUCUAUAGUUACUUUUACAUCUCCAGUUGUUGUGCCACCAUUACUAACUUAUCAUCGUCGUCCACGUCCAACCCUAGUCCCAGAUGAUUCAUGUCAUGCGCCAGUUCAUGCUCCUACUGCGGACUUGCCUGCACCUAGCCCACCGCUUGCACUUCAAAAAGCUAUACGAUCCACUGAAAAUACUAACCCACAUUAUACCUUCUUAAGUUAUCAUCGUUUAUCAUCACCCUAUUAUGCCUUUAUGUCGUCUUUGUCUUCAUUUCCAUUCCAAAGACUACAGGUGAAACACUUUCUCAUUCUGGAUGGAGGCAGACUAUGGUUGAUGAGAUGUCUGCUUUACAUAAGAGUGGUACUUGGGAGCUUGUCUCCUUUCCUGCAGUUUGAUGCUGCUUUAGCUGAUUUGAAACUGUCACUGCCAAGUCAGUACAAAGAUACAGAUGAUAUGUAUAAGAAGCUUCGGAAGAGAUUGUCCAAUUGUUAUGCAAAGAUAUUGUGUUGCCUGGAAAAUCUAGGCAUCAUUUGUGCUUAUGAGGCUGUUAAAAUCUGCUUGGAAAAUGUGCCUAAUGACAAAGAUGAAAAUGAGAUUCUAAGGACAAGUUCUCUACAACAUAGAUACUUUUUGGAGGAGGCAUUGUCAAUUAUCCAGGAAUCAAUGCCACAAGACUGUGAGAGUCUCUUCGAUGUUGGAUAUGACUUGUCAGCAACUCUGUUAAUGGGCCAUAUAUCUUCAAAACUGCAAGUGCUUCUUGAAAUUUUUCAACUCCUUGGGAAAGCCACACAAGUACGCUGUCUCAUUUUUGUUGAAAGAAUUAUAACAGCUAAGGUAAUUGAAAGAGUUAUGAAGAAAAUGACCUGGUUUUCACAUUUCACAAUAGCAUAUUUGACUGGAACAAACACAUCUGUCGAUGCUCUGACACGAAAAGCGCAAAAAGAAACCUUGGGAUCUUUUCUCUCUGGAAAGGUCAAUUUAUUAUUUGCCACUGAUGUGGUUGAGGAGGGAAUUGAUGUGCCACACUGUUCUUCUGUAAUACGAUUUGAUUUACCAAAGACAGUUCGUAGUUAUGUCCAAUCUAGGGGACGUGCUCGUCAGACUGAGUCUCAGUAUAUACUUAUGCUUGAGAGAGGAAACAAGAAGCAGAGGGAGCAGAUGUUCGAUAUUAUUAGGAGUGAAUAUUCUAUGACAGAUACAGCUAUAAAGAGAGAUCCUGAUGAUUCUGUGGUGAAACCUUGUCUUGUGAAGGAAACUAAAGCAUAUUAUGUGGAGGCAACUGGAGCAUCAGUAACUGCAGAUUCUAGUGUCAGUGUCUUGACUAAAUAUUGUGAAAUGCUCCCUGGAGAUAAGUUCUUCUCUCCAAAGCCAGUGUUUCAGUACAUUUUGUCUGGAGAGUUGUACCGGUGUAAGUUGACAUUACCUCCAAAUGCAGCUCUCCAAACGAUUGUUGGUCCAGAAUGCAGGAGUUCUCAACUAUCAAGGCAGCUUGUCUGCUUGGAUGCAUGUAAGAAGCUGCACCAGAUUGGUGCUCUCAAUGACCAUCUUCUUCCUUUCAAUGAAAAACCUCCCCGAGGUGGCUCUGAUGUGCAGGACAGAAAAUUAGGCGCAGGAACAACAAAGUUGAAAGAAUUACAUGGGACAGCUUGUAUUAGUGCAUUAUCUGGGUCACGGGGAAAUGAUCCUAAUGGAGAAGUAUAUCAAGUGUAUAAAAUGAACUUCCUUUGCAACAUCAAGGAAGUGAAAUAUUCCAGUUUUAUCCUUUUGCUUCAAUCAGAACUUGAUUACGAUGUGGGAAAUGUGGAAGUGGAGCUUUUCUUAGUUUCCAAGUUUGUCGAAUCCUCUGUGUCGCAUUGUGGGAAAGUACAUUUGGAUUCCCAACAGGUGGCAAAAGCAAAAAUAUUCCAAGAACUAUUCUUUAAUGGGCUGUUUGGUAAAUUAUUUAUUAAAUCAUCGUGUGGAAGGAAAUUUCUGCUUGAUAGAGAAAAAUCUUUGUGGGAGCCAUCGAACAUGUACUUGCUUCUACCGCUGGAUCCUUUAGAUUCAAGUUGUGAACCCUACAGAGUUGAUUGGGAAGCAAUUGAAUCUUCUGUUUCAGUUGUAGAAUUUUUGAAAAAAAAUGUGUGGUUAAGCAAGGAGAAAUCUGAAGAUAAACGGAAGAACUCCUUAGUUGAUAGGACUGCAUCAUUUGUGGAAGAUAUUGAUCAAACCGAUUUGAUUCACUUUGCCAAUAUGUCAAUCUCAAGAAGCAAGAUUAUGGACAUGGUUGUUGUGGCCAUUCAUACUGGAAGAAUUUAUUCUGUUCUGGAGGCUGUUGCCAAUUCUUCCGCAGAGAGCCCCUUCGUAGUAGAUUCAGAAGCUACUGUAGCCCCGUUCUCAUCUUUUGCUGACUACUUCCAUAAAAAGUACGGGAUUGUUUUAGUGUAUCCUGGACAACCUUUGUUGCUACUGAAGCAAAGCCAUAACGCAUACAAUCUUCUCGUGGAUUUUAAAAAGGAAGGUAUUUCAUGUGGACCGAAAUCAAAAGAUAGUACAAUGGUGGUUAAAAAGCCACUGAAUAAUGUUCACAUGCCACCAGAACUUCUGGUCUGUUUUGACAUUCGGUUAGACAUCUUGAAAUCCUUCUACUUGCUACCAUCAUUAAUGCACCGCCUGGCGUCCCUGAUGUUGGCUAGCCAGUUGAGGAAAGAGAUAUCAAGCCAUUCAGGGGACUUACAUAUAUCAAGCUCAUUGAUUCUGGAAGCUCUUACAACUCUCAGAUGCAAUGAGAGUUUCUCCAUGGAACGUCUGGAGUUGCUUGGAGAUUCUGUUCUGAAAUAUGCUGUUAGUUGUUACCUCUUCCUUAAAUAUCCCAAGAAGCAUGAAGGGCAGCUAUCUAAUGAACGUUCACAGGCUAUUAGUAACUCAGCCCUCCAUAAAUUGGGAACUAAUCAACAUUUGCAGGGUUAUAUACGGGAUGGCGCAUUUGAUCCACGCCGAUGGACUGCUCCUGGGCAGCUUUCCCUGUGGCUUUGUCCUUGUGAACACGGGGUUGAAACUUCAGAAGUGCCUUUGGACAAGAAGUUUCUGACUGAAGAUCCCAAAGAAGUAGUUGGGAAGCACUGUGAUAGAGGACACAGAUGGAUGGGUUCAAAAACUAUAUCUGACUGUGUUGAAGCGUUAAUAGGUGCAUAUUACGUUGGUGGUGGGUUCGUUGCUGCCCUCAAAUUGAUGAAAUGGCUUGGUGUUAAAGCUGAGCUAGAACCUUCAUUAGUAGAAGAUGCGAUCAAUACUGCAUCUCUUUAUUCUUAUACCCCUAAAGCUAAAGAUAUUGAAGACCUUGAGUUGAAGCUUGCCUAUAAAUUUUCUAUUAAGGGACUGCUUUUAGAAGCUAUAACACACGCUACUGUGCAAGAGCUGGAGGCUGGGUACAGUUAUCAGAGGCUUGAAUUUCUUGGCGACUCAGUACUGGACAUUCUCGUUACCUGGUACCUUUACCAGAAGCAUAAAGAUAUUGAUCCUGGGGAACUAACAGAUCUGCGUUCUGCUUCUGUCAAUAAUGAUAAUUUCGCUUAUGCUGCUGUGAGAAGGAAUCUUCAUGUCCACCUUCAACAUCAUUCUGGAUGUCUUGAAAGUGAAAUAUCAUUGUUUGUGAAGUCAGUCUCUAAUUCCGAUUCACUCCAAGGAAACAAAGCCCCAAAGGUACUUGGAGACUUGGUGGAGAGUAUUGCUGGAGCAGUACUUAUUGAUACCAAGCUUAACCUGGAUGAAGUUUGGAAGAUCUUCAAGCCACUGUUGUCUCCCAUCGUGACUCCUGAUAAGCUUGAACUACCUCCAUUCCGUGAGCUCAUAGAAUUAUGUGACUCACUUGGCUACUUCUUUAAAGAACAUUGUGUGAUGAAGGGGGAUACCGUAAAUGCGGAGCUUAGGUUACAGCUGAUAGAUGAUCUGCUGGUCGCUGAGGGAUCUGGGCAAACUAGAAAAAAUGCAAAGGCGCAAGCAGCUCUGAAGUUACUGAAGAACUUAGAGAAAAAAGGAAUUUCAUUUAAGAAGAAAAAAGAAGAGGCCGGCUUUGUUGAUGUGCCACAAUCUUUAGACUUUGAUGGUGACAUCUGCAUCCAAGCAAAUACUUCUUGUCCUGAUACGGCUUCACGCAAAAAGCGAAAGAAAGUCUAUUUGAAUAAUAAGACGGAUGAAGCUCAAUCUGUUCCCAGUGACUGCUCCACCAGUUCCAGUUAUUCAAAUAAGGACACCCAAGUAAUUGGGCCAAUCAACAUGACAAGGGGUGGACCUCGCGUAUCACUCUUUGAACUAUGCAAGAAACUGCAGUGGCCAAUGCCUAAUUUUGAAUCAACAGAGCGUACAUCCAAAUCACUUAUUGAAUGUGGUGAAGGCUCUGAUAAAAGGAAGGUUUACAACACUUUUGCAUCUCGAAUCUCUCUGACAAUACCUGACUAUGGUUUGAUAGAGCUUACCGGGGAUGAAAGAGCUGAUAAGAAAAGCUCACUUGAUUCAGCAGCACUUCACAUGUUAUAUGAGCUAGAACGACAGGGGAAAAUAGCCAUUGGAAAUCAAUGAAUUAUCAUUAGUGUGAAUUCUCACAAUCUUGCUCUAAGGCGUAGAAUUGUUAGCAUAUAGCAUUUUAGGUCUAGCCCUUCGCUAAGGGAAUCCAGAAAUUGCUGUGUAUAUUUGCAUUAAAAAGUAGCAACAAACUUAAUAGUAGCGUAUCAGGCGGGCAUGAUUUCUGUUUCCAGCCAUUAUUGGAAAUCCAAUUGAAAAUAGGAAUGAACUUUUUGAAGUGUAUAACGGGGAUUGUUCUUAUGUCCCUUAUUUAAACCUUGAUUUAACUUAUCUAUUGGGACUUCCUUCUUCAU
Molecule: messenger RNA, 5666 nt
Organism: Solanum pennellii
Lineage: Eukaryota; Viridiplantae; Streptophyta; Magnoliopsida; Solanales; Solanaceae
Product: endoribonuclease Dicer homolog 3a
Exons: 19
Coding region: 709-5370 (1553 amino acids)
Biological process (GO): siRNA processing
Cellular component (GO): nucleus; cytoplasm
Molecular function (GO): RNA binding; ribonuclease III activity; ATP binding
Source: RefSeq, a predicted model, not a curated record